AUGUCGACUCCGACCGAAAAGGCUGCUGCAAUGCGUGCAGCCAAGCUGAAGAGACGUGUGGAGGCCACCGCUACUCCAGAAGUGUUGGCUUCCCAGUCUGCUCCGAGUCGACCCUCCCGACAAUCCAAGGUCACAGCACUGAAAAAUCAAGUUUGGAUGCCAGACAAGAAGACACGAAAGCGGGCCGCAUCGAGCACGGCUGAGCCUGAACACGUCAAGCAGGCACGAACCUCGGGCCCAAAAAAUACUGACCCUAUGAACAGAAAAUGGAAGAGCAGUGUUCCACAGCCAGCAGCGCAACUUUUCGAGUCUGACUCAGACGACUUCAAGGUUGAUGGAAGCGAUGGUGCCGAAUCUGAUUCUGGAGCCGAGUCAGACGACAAACUCGACGAAUCAGAUGAUGACAGUAUUCUGGGACUCAUUGGUGACAAGCUAAAGGCUACCCUAGACUAUGAGUGUCCUCAAAUUACUACACAUAACGACGACAGCCGCAGUGCGGCUUCAUCAUUCAGCUCAAUCCCCCCUAGUACAUCACCGGACUCUGACAAUGACGACCCCGUUCAUACCAUGGACUCUGCUGCGGAGGAUAUAGGGCCCGGGAACAGUCAGCUUACUAACAUGAAGAAAUCCGGCCCUCGCUAUCGCUCUUCCAAGCUGAAAGAGACCAGUAAGGCCAAUCAGAAAGGGGCGCUGUCAAAAGGAAGUAAAUACCUGAAGCAAAGAGAACAAGAGAAACCAACUUGGUGCACGCCAGACAAGGUUGAUGACACCACCAGUGGGCCACCUGCAGAUGAUGAAGCAGUGUCAGCACGGUCUAUUUGUUCACGCGAAGAUGACUGGUUGCCUUCUUGUCGCAUCGUAUAUAGCAGUUCCGGUAAGGUCAAUUUAACCGAGCAGCAACCUCACAUCCAGGACUUGCUGCGGGCCUCAAUUACCUGCCUUCACGAGCACAUCCUCUUCGAAAAUGCGUACUUGGACCUCCAGCAAAGGAGGAAAAUUAUGGCCGACAUACUCUUGUCAUGUGCGAAAGAUGGAGAGGAAUUCGUAGAUGUGAGAAAACGGCUUACGAAGGAUGCGAAGUAUGUACGUGCGUUAUCUUCCGUGCCUGAAGGUCGUAUUGGCACCAUUCGCGGGAACGUCAGGAAGGUUGCGCAAGCACAUGUGGCAAGCCACUAUGGUCUCACGAAAGGUGCUGAUGACAGGGUCGCGGACCUUCUCAAGAACAAUGCAUACAUUUAUCCGGUGAACGCGAAGGGGGACCUUAUCCGAACCAAACCAUUUCAAGCGUCGGCGAUUUUGGACACCAUCGAGGAUGCAUUCUUCAGCGACGAGCUCGCAGCGGGAGUAAAGUGGCAUGACCAUCUGACAUCAACAAUUGAUGAUCAUCCUGACGAGGUUGAGCUGCCUGUCGCGAUGGUGGCACUUGCUAGCGCUGCGGUGUGCUCCGUCAUUAUGCAGUACUCCUCCGAAAAAUUCGACCGAGACUUCAACUUGGACAUGUACGGCAGGAUCUAUCGGACAUUGAUUGGCAUGUUGAAUGGCAUCUUCAAGGCCAGCGAGCGCAAAUUUCACGUACUCGUACACUCGCUGUACAAGUCUGUCUAUGGGUCGAAGCGCAAGACUGAAGAACCUAGCGCAGCCGAUAGUCUCAUGUUCCUCGAUAUUGAUGGUAUGGCGGAGGACUGAUACUGGUCACACAUUGUAUUGUCUAGAUUUCAGAUCCAAUGGUACUCAUUUGAUAGCAUUGGACAAAUUUUAACUGCCUGAAAAUCAUGUUCUGCUUGACGCAAAUUCUGUUCUGAUUGGCGAAAAAUUCACGCAAGUUGUAUCAUAUUUCAUCCGAUUUGAGAAGAGCGUUUUUCCUGAUGU
This is a messenger RNA of Suillus fuscotomentosus, 1869 nucleotides long. RefSeq lists its product as uncharacterized. The record is from RefSeq and is a predicted model, not a curated record. The transcript is spliced from 13 exons. The coding region runs from base 1 to 1686 and encodes 561 amino acids. NCBI's taxonomy places the organism in Eukaryota, Fungi, Basidiomycota, Agaricomycetes, Boletales, Suillaceae.